This is a messenger RNA of Aethina tumida (small hive beetle), 1493 nucleotides long. Its product is annotated as facilitated trehalose transporter Tret1-like. Gene Ontology annotation, biological process: transmembrane transport. Gene Ontology annotation, cellular component: membrane. The transcript has 2 exons. Gene Ontology annotation, molecular function: transmembrane transporter activity. The coding region runs from base 85 to 1476 and encodes 463 amino acids. Lineage: Eukaryota; Metazoa; Arthropoda; Insecta; Coleoptera; Nitidulidae. The record is from RefSeq and is a predicted model, not a curated record.
GCCUAACACGGUAACAGUGUCCAUAACUGCGAUAUUAAAACUGACUUCUGAGGUUUAAUAUUCAAAGUUACCAGACAAGUGAUAAUGAAAAGUGUGACCAAUAAUUACUUGUAUCAAUAUCUGGCUGCUUUAACAGGAUGUCUGAGUGUAAUGUCGACCGGAAUGCAUUAUGGUUGGGCCUCACCAUCCUUACCCGUUCUGCAGUCACCUGAUUCCCCAGUGCCCAUAACCAGCGAACAAGGAUCCCUUAUAAUCUCCAUGCAAGAGUACGGCAACAUCGUGGGCUGUUUCGUUGGAGCCUUCAUCGUCGACAGGAUCGGCAGGAAGAACACCAUCCUCCUCACAUCACCUCUGUACUUCAUCGGAUGGAUCAUGCUGGCGCAGUUCGUCUCCGUCUACCUCAUAAUGGCCGCCAAGUUUGUGGCCGGCUUCACCGGAGGAAUGUUGUACACCGUCGCCCCGAUUUAUCUGGGGGAGAUUUCCCACCCUCAGAUACGGGGGCUUCUGAGCUCUCUACUCCAAAUGAUGUACAUCUUUGGGCAACUCAUCUUCAACAUAUUCGGAAGCCUCAUCGGCAUAGACAUUGCUGCGUACAUAGCUGCGGCCGUGCCAGUCUUGCAACUGGCUACGUUCGUAUUUAUGCCGGAAAGUCCCUAUUACCACAUAAUGAAAAACAGGCUGGAAGACGCCGAGAACAGCUUGCGCAAGCUCAACAAUGGCGUCGAAGUCGAAAGCACCUUGAAGGGGAUUGUCAGCUCCCUCAAAGAGGAGAAGGCUUCCAAAGCUAGCGUGUUCGAGAUAGUAACGGACCCAGCAAAUCGAAGGGCGGUGUACAUUACGUUCGGCCUAAGGUUCUUCCAACAAGCCACGGGAAUAACGGCGAUGAAUUUUUACGUGAAAACCAUUUUCAUCGACGUCGACACCGGACUGUCUCCAACUACAAUCUCCAUCAUAUAUUUCAUGUUGCAGCUGAUUAUGUGUUCACUGAACACAACACUCAUCGACAAAACUGGGCGAAAGCCAUUGUUGAUAUUUUCCUUCAUUGGAACUGGAAUUGCUAAUGCAGUUUUAUGCAUUUAUUUCUACUGUGAUAAUUUUAUAGAUUUUAGUGAGACUUACUACAAGUAUAUACCUGUGAUAGCUAUUUUAGUUUACGUAAUUAUUUUUAAUACUGGCUUGGCUGCUACACCCAUGGUUCUGUUUGGGGAAUUUUUCAACACCAGAGUCAAAGCAGUAGCAAUGGCACUCGCUGACAUCUUUUUCUCUAUUCUUAUUAUUAGUGUGUCUUUGUUUUUCCAAUACACCAAAGACUACGUUGGAAUUUACAUUCCCUUUGGUGCAUUUUCCAUACUUGGAUUAAUUGGUUUAUUGUUUGUAUAUUACUGUAUUCCAGAAACUAAGGGAAUGAGUUUGCAAGAAAUACAGUUAUACUUAAGAGGAAUAAAGAAAAAUGUUGAUAACGACGUUAAAGUUUAAUAAACAAUUUAUUUCUA